AUGGCUCAAAGUGACUUCCUCUACCCAGAGAACCCAAAAAGGCGACAAGAAGUAAACCGUCUUCACCAGGAGCUCCUUGACUGCUUAUCUGACAGCUUCCAUGCCACCAAUAAGCUGAUUGGGGUUUUAAACACACACUUAGGAUGUACGUUACCUUCCAUUGAAAUGAAAAGAGAUGGGACCAUCAAAGAAAACUGUGAUAUCAUCAUCCAAUCCAUGAUGAAUAUCCAAAAAGAAUUGCAAAAGGUGGAUGAAGCACUAAAAGAUAAACUAGAGCCAACUCUUUAUAGAAAACUUCAGGAUAUUAAGGAAAGAGAAACCGAGAAAAUUGCGAUAGUACAGAAGGUUAUUUCAGUCAUCCUGGGAGAAGCUACUUCUGCUGCCAGUGCAGUGGCUGUUAAACUUGUGGGCUCAAAUAUCACAACUGGCAUAAUUAACAAGUUGGUCACUGUGCUAGCUCAGAUUGGUGCAUCUCUCCUUGGUAGCAUAGGAGUCGCUGUUCUUGGCCUUGGGAUAGAUAUGAUCUUCCGUGCCAUCCUGGGAGCAGUGGAGAAAACACAGCUUCAAGCAGCCAUCAAAAGUUACGAGAAGCAUCUGGUAGAAUUCAAGUCAGCUUCAGAAAAAUAUCAUCAUGCCAUUACUGAGGUCACCAACACAGUGAAACAUCAAAUGAAAUAA
Rangifer tarandus platyrhynchus (Svalbard reindeer) is the source of this 678-nucleotide messenger RNA. The record is from the annotation of a GenBank genome assembly. Lineage: Eukaryota; Metazoa; Chordata; Mammalia; Artiodactyla; Cervidae.